Molecule: messenger RNA, 1306 nt
Organism: Drosophila arizonae
Lineage: Eukaryota; Metazoa; Arthropoda; Insecta; Diptera; Drosophilidae
Gene: cbc
Product: protein CLP1 homolog
Biological process (GO): tRNA splicing, via endonucleolytic cleavage and ligation; mRNA 3'-end processing
Cellular component (GO): mRNA cleavage factor complex; nucleus
Molecular function (GO): polynucleotide 5'-hydroxyl-kinase activity
Source: RefSeq, a predicted model, not a curated record
AGCUUCAAAGUAGAGAUGUCAGAAGAUAAUAAUAAUGAUAGAGAAUAUAUAUUGGAUGCAGACUCUGAGCUGCGAUUCGAAAUCGAGCAAAAAGAUGCCAAAGUGUUCGUGACGCUCAUCUCUGGGUUUGCAGAACUCUUUGGUACCGAAUUAGUAAAGAAAAAGAAAUAUGAAUUCGGAAUAGGAGCAAAAGUGGCUAUAUUUACCUACCAAGGCUGCGUGCUGCAAGUAACGGGCAAAAUGGAUGUAUGUUAUAUUUCUAAAGAGACACCAAUGAUACAAUAUAUGAACUGUCAUGCAGCAUUGGAACAAUUUCGUACCGAUGCCGAAGAACACGAUAAACGGGGCCCAGUUAUUCUAGUAGUAGGGCCCAUGGACGUGGGCAAGAGUACCCUCUGUCGCAUUCUGUUGAACUAUGCAGUACGAGUAGGCCGAAGACCGCUUUAUGCAGAUCUCGAUGUGGGCCAAGGUGCCAUUUCAAUCCCUGGCAAUAUAGCCACUAUUCUCAUUGAACGACCAGCCAGUGUCGAAGAAGGAUUUGCGAAAACAGCGCCUUUAGUUUACCACUUUGGUCACAAAUCUCCUAGUGGCAACAGCGUGCUCUACAACGCUGUAGUAUCGAAAAUGGCGGAAGUAACACUGCAAUCGUUAGACGCCAACAAACGAACCAAAAGCUCAGGCAUCAUUGUUAACACGUGUGGUUGGGUUAAGGGCUACGGCUAUAAGCACUUGCUGCAUGCAGCCCGAGCUUAUCGCGCUCGUGCCAUUUUUGUAUUAGACCAGGAGCGUUUGUACAAUGACCUGUUGCGGGAUGUACCGAGCAACGUUCAUGUAGUCCUCUUGCCAAAAAGUGGCGGCGUGGUAGAGCGCACUAAAGAAUUACGGCAUGAAUCGCGCGAGCAACGUAUAAAGGAAUAUUUCUAUGGCAAUAUGCGUACACCUUUUUAUCCAUUUUCGUUCGAAGUCAAAUUUCAAGAUCUACGUCUUUACAAAAUUGGCGCUCCCCCAUUGCCUGAUUCCUGCAUGCCCAUUGGUAUGAAAGCGGAAGAUAACAAAAAAAAAGUUGUAGCGGUUACACCGACGUCAUCUCUACUACAUCACAUUCUCACGCUAAGCUUUGCAGAAUCUACGGACGAAAAUGUCAUUGGCACUAAUGUUGCUGGGUUUUGUUGCGUUACUGAGGUGGACAUGGAGCGACAAUCUGUAAUGCUGCUCUCUCCACAGCCACGUCCUUUGCCGCCGAACGCAUUGUUAUUGUGGUCUGAAUUACAGUUUAUGGACAAUCAUGCCUAACGUAUGGAUUAAU